Morchella importuna is the source of this 1221-nucleotide messenger RNA. RefSeq lists its product as uncharacterized. Lineage: Eukaryota; Fungi; Ascomycota; Pezizomycetes; Pezizales; Morchellaceae. The coding region runs from base 1 to 1221 and encodes 406 amino acids. The transcript is spliced from 3 exons. The record is from RefSeq and is a predicted model, not a curated record.
AUGCAGGUUGAUAACGUCGAGUUGGAUGAAGAGCAACAGGAGAUCGCUCGCCAUAAUGCGCUGAUGGCACGGUACCAGGCCCAGAGGGGGAGAGUCUGUAACCAUUACUACUGUGGACGUCAAGUGUGCAUCUUCUGGGAAGACGGAAUGCCAGCAACAGACGGUUUAACAGGUCCAAACAGGGCGAUCGAUCCCCAACGCAUGACUGGACCCAACGCUAUCCCAACUACUUACAGAAGUCAUCCCGACACGGACUCAGACAAUUCGGCGGACUCCUACCGCACCACCUCCCUCUCUGACAACGACUCCGAGAGUGAAAACCAAAUGGCUCUCUCUGAAGCAUCCAGAAAAGCCGGUCGAGCCCGUGGAAUUGCCCGCAAGCUUGCUGCAGUCAGGUUCUCAUGCUUCGGUCGCUCAUGCAGCGCAGAAGAUGGUGAGGAGCAGAGGCACGAACCAGCUCGCUCUCCUAGGUCUACUCCCAGAGCAGCAAACGCCCCUGAAUCUCCCCUUGCGCCUGUUUAUCCUCCUAUGUCUAUACCGAGACCAACUCAGCAGUCGAUGCCUGUUAUGGGAGCAGUUUCCCCUCCCAUGACUAUCUCGAGACCAGUUGAACGCUCUAUGGCUACAAUGGGGCCAGUUUAUUCUCCCAUCUCUGUCCCGAGACCAGCUCAGCGCUCGAUGCCCGCUCCGGAACCGGUUGAGUCUCCCGUCAUUCGUCGUCAACACUCAAUCGAAUCCUUCACCGGUGGCCAGGAUUGGGGGUAUGCUCCGAAUCCUAAUUAUUCCCAAUAUCCCCCGGGUCAGGGCGAGGAUUGGGGAUAUGUUCCCAAUCCUAAUUAUUCCCAACCUUCCUACGCCGCCAGAGGUUCAGGGUUUGAUAGUCCUACUGUAACAACUCCGCCCUCACGCCCUCCUGCCCCUCCGCUCAUCAGGGAUGCGCCGAGGUCUAACCCCCAGUUUCUUGCUGGAGCUCUUACUCCUCCGUUGCGCAGACCAGAGACCGCAUACACCCCGCAGCAGCUCCGUGAGGGAAUCAUCCACAGUAUGACUGUCAUUAAUGUCAACGAACUCCCGAACAACAAUCCAAACAUCUCGUCCUUCCACGUCACUACACAUCAAAUUGGCGAUGUGGCUAGAAGGGAAAUGGAGAUGGGUUUGGACAGAAUGCGCACCGCCGGAGGCAGGGUCGAAGACCAUGAGUCUUAUCAUGAUGGCCAGUAA